Molecule: messenger RNA, 1141 nt
Organism: Cajanus cajan (pigeon pea)
Lineage: Eukaryota; Viridiplantae; Streptophyta; Magnoliopsida; Fabales; Fabaceae
Product: ferritin-like catalase Nec2
Source: RefSeq, a predicted model, not a curated record
CCCGGGUAAUCAGCUUAUGCAUUAUCACUAGUGCAAACAAAACAAAACAUGGCACCUAACAUUUCCAGAGUGUGUGUUGUUGUUUUGUUAUGUUAUUCUUCUUUUGUGGCCAUUGCAAGUGGUGAAGCCCCGAAAUCAGAUACCGAUCUUUUGGAAUUUCCUCUAAACUUGGAAUAUUUGGAGGCUGAGUUCUUCUUGAUUGGGGCUUUGGGUUAUGGGUUGGAUGUGGUUGCUCCAAACCUCACUGGAGGAGGACCCUCUCCCGUUGGUGCUAGAUUGGCCAAUCUUGACAACCUUGUUAGGGAUAUCAUAACGCAGUUUGCUUACCAAGAAGUUGGACACUUGAGGGCCAUAAAGAGCACCGUGAGAGGGUUCCCUAGGCCAUUAUUGAAUCUAAGCACAACAUCUUUUGCUGACAUAAUGAAUAAUGCGUUUGGAAGGCCUCUGAACCCUCCCUUUAACCCCUAUGUUAAUUCGAUCAACUAUCUACUUGCAUCUUACGUAAUUCCCUAUGUUGGCCUCACUGGUUAUGUCGGUGCCAAUCCACAGCUACAAAAUGCUACCUCAAAGAAGCUUGUUGCAGGGCUUCUGGGAGUAGAGUCUGGGCAAGAUGCAGUUCUUCGAUCAUUGUUAUACGAACGCAAAGAUCAAGUAGUGCGUCCGUAUAGAGUGACGGUGGCAGAGUUCACAAAUCGCAUUUCAGCGCUUAGGAACAAGCUGGGAAACGCAGGUGUGAAGGAUGAGGGUCUUGUGGUGCCUAGAGAGCAAGGUGCUGAGGGCAAAGUCACGGGGAACAUUCUUGCAGGUGACAAUGAAUCAUUGGCAUUUGGGAGGACUCCUGAAGAAAUAUUGAGGAUAGUAUAUGGAACCGGUGAUGAACAUGUUCCCGGUGGUUUCUACCCUAAAGGAGCAAGUGGAAGCAUAGCUACAUAUUACUUGAAGUAGUCGACUACCUAAAGCUAUGUGUCUUCAUACCACAAUAAAUUGUAAUAAUAACAAGAGACGACUCUUUUUAAUACUCUUAUAUUUAGGCAAAUAAAUCACAAAUUUUAAUAAUAUCAUUAUCAUAUUAGAGUAGAGAUUUAUUAAAAUUUGUGAUUUUUAAUAUAUUUUUGCAAAUAAUAAGGAGUGUUUGAAAGAG